AGUGUAACUGCGACUGCGACAGUUGUCAAGUUGUCUUGUUUUGGUAUCUUGUCAUUUGAGUGAUUGUUGUAAAUUGUGUAAUAACCGUGGAAUUUGUCGUGAAAAAUGUUGUUAUGCGUAAAUAAAAUAUAAGAAAAUGGGUGCUAAGGAUUCUAAAAGGAGUUGCUUGAGCUACGAUGAUGCAGUAAAACGAAUGUCCGAUGCUGAAUAUCGGCGAGUAUGCGCGACAUUCAAAAGACUCACCAACGGCGGUCAACUCCUGAGUCGACAUGCCUUCACUCAGAACGUCCUAGGUGAUGGAGUACCUCUAACCAUAGCAGAUUGGUUGUAUACAGCUUGUGGGGGAACCACUCGGGGAAUAGCACUUAGAGAUCUUAUUUGCGGAUUAGUUUUACUUACCAAGGGUACGCAAGAGGAAAAAAUCAAAUUCUUAUGGACUCUCUACUGUAACGAUUCCGCCACUCAUCUCACAAGGAGCGAAUUUAAGACUGCAUUACAAAUAGAAGGAGGUCUACCUCCGGAUAGUAAAUCGAGUAACGCAUCUGGGGACCGAACUGUCAUAUCGCUUUUCAGUAAUCAAGAUAAGGUUAGCUUCGAAGACUUCAGGGCGUGGAUCACAUAUAAAAAGGAGUCUACGAUACUAUCAAAAUGGCUUUUAUCAAAUCCAUGCGUAUCACUGAGCUCAGAACUGGAAACGCCCACCUUUUAUCAAACUUUAGCUGGAGUAACCCACUUGGAGGAACAGGAUAUUUGCGAGUUAGAAAAGUGCUUCUGGGCCUUACAGGCUUCGUCGGCUACUUCUAAUCUAGAUUUUAAUUGCUUGAAGUCUCGUGUAUGUCCACCUGUACCUCUAAAAGCGUGUAAAGGAUUAUUUUUGGCAUUAGAUGUAAACCGUGACGAUCAUGUGGAUUUCAAGGAAUUAUGUUGCGGUAUAUCUGCGGCAUGUAGAGGACCUAUGGUGGAGAGAAUGAAAUUUUGUUUCAAAAUCUUCGACAUGGACCGAGACUGUUACCUGAACUCCGACGAAGUUCAACACAUGACUCAAACUUUAAUAGUAGUAGCAAACGAAAACAAACUCACCUAUUUCCAACAGUUCCAGCCCGAUCCCCUUCCGAAGCCCGAUCUGCUUACCGACGUGAUGUUAAGCGAAACGAAGAGGUCCGAGGCGGUGGGGAAUGGAGACAUGCAUCGGGAGAUAUUGGCGUGUCUGCAAUCGAAGUUGGACGACAAGGGCGGCCUAACGCAGGAGGAUUUCUUGGUGUGGAGCGUAGAGAAUAAUAGUCUGGUAGCACCCUUGUUGGAGCUGUUAUUUCAAGUGUGUCAUGUGUCUUUGGGGCUGAGGCCUCAUUGUCGCCAUAACGAAUAUGAAAUUGUCAUGGGAUGGCUAGAAAGAGAACAACGCAGAGGUUACCACGUAGGUCAAUUCUGGUACCUGAUUUCCUCAGACUGGUGGAAUCAAUGGAUGAACUACACAGCUGCUCCUAGAACUAAUCUCGAUAUAUGUAAUUGCCGCAAUGAAAGUAGAUUACCGAUAGAAGAAGGAAUAGCGUGCGACGAGAGUCUUAUUAGCAAUACUACAGACUAUACAUCUACUUCUAACGAUUUUAAUUCUAAUAGUAUGGAAUCUAUGGGAGAUCUACUGACUAGAGGGGGUGACAGGUGCAGUAUUUCUUCUAGCUCUGGAGUCUCUAGCAGUUCAGGAACAGGCCCUAAGAGGAGCAUAGGCCAACCAGGACCCAUAGACAAUUCCAGUUUAAUAGCCGAACCCAUGUGUAAGGUUCAAACACUUACAGGAGAGGGAGGCAGACUUAAACGAGAUAUGCCUUUGGUACAACAUAGAGACUUUGAAUUAGUGCCUGAAUCAUUAUGGAAAGCACUGGCGAUGUGGUAUGGGGGCCCGGUGCCACUUCCUAGACAAGUUAUUUUACCGCCCGGACGAACUGAAGUAGAAUUAGAAUUAUACCCAGUAAAUUUAAAAAUCCUUCGACAUCUUGCUCAACAAAGAAUAAGCACGGCUUCGUGGAGUAGUGUUGUGGGAGGUUAUGGUGCGGCAGCAUUAAGUACUGCAGGCUUGACAUCAACAGUUAACGCUAGUACUCGACGUUAUCUUGCUCAUACAGCAGCAUUUUCGCGACUUGCUACUGUCCAACAAGUUACUGACUUCUUAUGUCAUCGUCUGACCCUACGAUUGGAAGAUGCCAGACUUUGGUGGCUUAGAGAGCACGCUGCUAGCCUAUUAGAUGACGAGAACGCCACUUUGGAAGAGCUGGGAAUCAUGGAUGCGGACCAAGUACUUCUUGAAGUGAGAAAUAAAGAUCAAACUUGGCCCGAAGAAUUAGGACAGCUAGUGGCUGGAGGAGGACAUGAAGUUGGUCUUAGCGUUGAAAGAAGACCUACUAUUUUUCUUCCAGAAGGUGCUACCGGUCUUCACAACUUAGGCAACACUUGUUUUAUGAACGCAGCUCUUCAAGCUGUAUCGAACACCAGGCCUUUGACACUCUACUUCAGAAGAGACAAUCAGUUGUCAGAGUUAAAUAUUACAAACCCAUCCGGUUCCAAAGGGGCUGUUGCCAGACGUUAUGCGGAGCUUUGUAGAGAGUUGUGGGCAGGAUCAACCAGAAGUGUAGCCCCUUUGAAAUUAAGGUACCUAGUAACCAAAUAUUCGCCGUACUUUCAAGAUGGUGGACAACAUGACUCACAGGAACUCCUUGCUUGGCUUCUAGACACACUUCAUGAAGAUUUAAAUAGAGUAGCUGUUAAACAGUACACAGCAUUGAAAGAUAGUAACGGUAGACCGGAUGAAAUCGUUGCGGAGGAGGCAUGGGAGCAGCAUUUGUCUAGAGAUCACUCGAUCAUUACUGAUCUUUUUUAUGGACAACUAAAGAGCAAGGUGACAUGUCAAACAUGCGGACAUGAAUCAGUAAGAUUUGACAUUUUCAACGUACUCAGUUUGCCAUUACCGAUGGAAAGUUAUACACUAUGUGAAGUUUUAGUCGUGCGUUUGAAUGGAGAAUGUCCCGUAAAAUAUGGUAUGCGCCUUCAAUCAGAAGCUAAAUACAUAGAACUGAAGGAACAUUUGUACAACAUAUGCAGCAUUAAACCCCAAAGUCUUCUGGUGGCCGAAGUAGCUUCCAGUCAGAUAUGUAAUAUUCCCGCGGACGAUGCAAAGAUCAACCCCACCACUGCUACAGAACUCUACGCCUAUGAGUUGCCUGAGACCAUAGAAGUGGUUCCCAAGGCAGAGAUAGAGAUCGAACCAGACGUGGAAUUGGAAAUUUGUGAUAGCCCAUUGGCAAGAAGUCCCGAGGUAAGCCAUGGUUCGGCCCUAUGCAUGCCCAACAUUCUAUGCUUCAAGAACAACAGAUCUAAACAAGGAAAUCAGGAACCUAGGAUAAGCAAUAUUUCGUAUAAAAAACCUUCAAUAUCUGUAAAUUCCAAUACAUCUACUGCCUCAGCUUCAUCAGACUCAAGCCGAAAGUGUCCUUCUUACCUUAUAGGCGUUCAUAGGAAAUGUGUCAGACAAGAAACGUAUUUUCUAUCGCAGCAAAAGAGCAAACCUAGUCUAUUCGGAAUGCCUCUCCUACUGGGAUUCAAUGGAAGGAGCUCCUGCCAAAGCCUUUACGAAGAAGUAUGGAAUCAAGUGACUAGAUUGUUAAGUCCUUUACCUCAAAGUGACCAACCAAACCAUGCUACUGACUGUGAUGACUCUUUAGGCUACGAAUUCCCAUUCACGUUAAAGGCUGUUCUCCAGGGCGGACAAAUUUGCGCCAUUUGUCAUUGGACGCAAUUUUGUAGAGGUUGCAUCAUCCCCUGCUCAGAGGAACUUCUUGUAAACUUGUGUUCAUCUAGUCUAAACAACAUGUGUAUUUCGAUUGAUUGGGACCCGACUGCAUUACAUCUCAGAUAUCAGACUAGCAGAGAAAAGACGUGGUUGGAGCACGAAUCAGUAGGCACAUGUAGAAAAUUACACGCUGAACCAAUCGACCUGGACUAUUGUCUCAGAGCUUUUACAUCGGAAGAGAGGUUGGAAACUAAGUAUCAUUGUAGCAGUUGCCAAGAUCAUCAACCAGCAACCAAAAAGAUGCAAAUUUGGAGGUUACCACCGAUACUGAUAAUCCAUCUAAAACGAUUCGUUUUUGUCAACAACAAAUGGGUAAAAACUCAAAAAGUCGUCAACUUCCCCUUCAAGAAUUUCGACCCCACGUCAUAUCUGGCUUCGGUUCCGCAAGAAACCAUUUUGAGGCACCGGCAACUUUUAGCGAAGAAGAACGAAGAACUGGAAAAAUCGACUGACAGCCAACCGGAGAGGAUACUCGAGGAGAACGAAGAAUGCAGCAGCGAAACAAAGUGCAACGUACAAGAUAAGUGUAAAGGGAAGUGUGUUACAGACGCUAACUCUCCGUUGGAGAGUUGUAAGUUGCUAAAUGAUAGUGAUAAAGGGAAGGGGAAUAAAUUAGCCGAUAGAAACAGUAAAGUGAGGGCGAGGUUAGAAUCUACUAGUUUAAUUAAGACGCCGAUCAUUGACGAGCAUUUGAAGGAUUAUCACAGACAUCAACUGAAGCCUGGCCAAGACGCAUUUGAUUUGAAGUAUCAACUCUACGCUGCAGUGUGUCAUUCUGGAAUGCUUAAUGGUGGUCAUUACAUUUCCUACGCUUGUAAUCCCAAUGGCCAUUGGUACUGCUACAAUGACAGCUCAUGCCGAGAAGUACUUCCCGAUCCCGAAAUAAAUAGCAAUAAGUCGACGCUCUCUCUGAGCUCAACUACCUCCAGCAAACCCUCCUCUUGCACGCCUUUGGCCAAAAGAAAAAAUAUCAGAAAACUCAGUUCUGGUAGUAUGGCUUCGGAAGACCUUGAGAAGAAAGAAGGUAAUGUUAAUAUGAGUUCGACCGAAACUUUGAGCAGUUCCAGAUCGAACUCUGUGGGUUCCGUGGAUAAGUUAGGAACGAACGUGGACAGCUACAACGAAAAGUUGCUAUCGGAGUCUCCGUACAGUAGUAGAAAAUCCCUGAAUAAUUAUAAGUGUCCCUAUCGGGAUGUCAAAGUGCCCAAGAUCGACACUAGUACUGCUUAUAUUCUGUUCUACGAGAGAUCAGGAUUAGACUACGAUCCGUAUUUACCCAAGGUCGUUCCCAAUGGCAAGGAAAUGCCUCUCGACGACCUCGAUGAAACUGACUCGGAGUUACGAAAACAAAUAUGUUCGAUCCAGUAGCGAAAGAAUUUAUGAAGCGAAGGUCUGCUAGUUCAAUAUGUUGAUUUGUUUUUUGGGUCAGCGAUUAGUUCCCAGCUUAAGUACUAAAUAUUUUAUUUCCUGUAAAUAUUUCGUUGUUUUUAAGAAAUUAUUUAUUAUUUAUAAUCAACCGGAUUCAAUACAUUGCUUGAUAGUCGUAACUAUCUGUACUAUUUCUAAAGAAAAUCUUGCAAUAAAAAUUGUCUUCUGGAUAGUCCAGACUGUGGGUGAAAAAACCUGUUAUAAUUCAGGACUUUUUUAACCUAUUAGGCGUUGUAAAGGAUGAUGUCAGGAAUGACUUCUGCUAAAAUGUAACAGUUAUAAAAUUUGCAAUUUUUAGAGAUUUCUAAUUCUGCAGCUUAAGAUAUUCAUUUUAGAGAAAAAGUUGCAAAUAGAAAGUUGUAGCAAAUUAGAAAACCUACAAAACAAAGGUCCAAAAUGGUCGUUUUUGCAAUUGCAUUAAUUAUUGUAAUAAUACCUUGUUUUUUUAUUUUUUUAAGGUUGUCAAUUAAAGAUCUUCUCAUUCCAAACAUAAAAAAAUUGUAAAACCCGAUCGGUUAAUUGGUUGUUUAGAUAUUGUAAAUUGUUUAUCCCGGGAAGUCAAAAAUGUCGAAGGCUACAACUUUUUGCAAAAAAAAUGCAAAUUUUACAACUAAAAAACGUUAUCUAACCUUAUAAAAUUCUAAUGAGACAAGUCACGCCGUGUGUCCGGUACGGUUUCGAUAUGUAAACAUUGAAUGACGUUUGAUAAACGUCAUUUUAUUUUGUUAUAUCUUUUUUAUAGCCGCUCCAGAAUGACUGAAUCGAAUUAGCUAAUUUCGAUUUUAAAAUAUUUGUAGAAGUCCAAGGAAGAUUUAGAAGGUGAGAAAAUGUGAUGAAAUUGUAAAGAAAAUACUAAAAACAAUAUAUCAUUGUCAUAUACACAUAGUUAUUUUAUACUCCUUUAGAUUUACGUCACUAAAACUGCGGCUAACUUCGGGUCUAUUUACUUAAUUACGUUUCCCGUGAAAUCCAUGCCUUUGGAACUUUGUUUGGUCUAAAUAUGGUAGUUAGAAUUGUUUCAUUAAAUUUAUAAUUAUUAAAAUGUAUUGCAUUAAUGCACAAUCUUGAGUUUUUAACUUUAUCGCAGAGAAAAUGUUGAAAAAUAUUUUUUAUUAUUGUAAGUAAAUAAUAUUUUAAAAUUAUUUUCAACGAAAACAUUUCGUUUAUAAAUUCGCAAAAGUGUGUGUGUUAUUGCGUUGCCGCUCCUGCAAUACUCAGAUAAGAUUUAUCGAUGGAUUCUUAUGUAAUUGUUUCUUCUGAAUCCAAAUCUGAAAACGGCAUUUCGAUAUUUCUAACCGUCUUCGAGAUAAUCGACUUCAAAGUCUAAAAUGUGACGUCACAAUCGUUUUAUUUUCUGCCGACACACUACACGUCCAGCUGAAAUCGUUGCUAUUAAGUAGGCUAGUUUUUUAAUCUCAAUUUGUUAAGCAAAGCAUAGGUUAUUUACAUUUGAGUUUGACACUUCGUGAAUGUCAAACUAAAUUUUAAAUUAAGUAUUAAUAAAACAUCAAUGAUUGAUAGUGAAUUUAAUUAUU
Molecule: messenger RNA, 6804 nt
Organism: Diabrotica virgifera virgifera (western corn rootworm)
Lineage: Eukaryota; Metazoa; Arthropoda; Insecta; Coleoptera; Chrysomelidae
Gene: Usp32
Product: ubiquitin carboxyl-terminal hydrolase 32
Exons: 22
Coding region: 137-5209 (1690 amino acids)
Biological process (GO): protein deubiquitination
Cellular component (GO): Golgi apparatus
Molecular function (GO): calcium ion binding; cysteine-type deubiquitinase activity
Source: RefSeq, a predicted model, not a curated record